AUGAAGAUUUCAUGUGCUAUCUAUCUUGUGCUUCUCGCUAAAACAUCCUUGUCUCAUGCCUCAAAGCCGUCUGGAGCCGAGGGAAAUGACACUAGAGACGAGACACCUGUUUCCAGAGGAAAUGAAGUGUCUAAUGAAGAACACGGAAGCGGUCUAGGUGCUUCUGCUCCAACUAAAACUCUCCCAGCUAAGGGAGGAAAUGUUGCUACUGGUGGAUCUGGAGAUCAGUCUUUUGACAACUUGCAGGGCAAAGCUUUUGUAGCACAUUAUCAAGGGUUUGAAAGGCAACCACUGCCACCUACUCUUACCCUCGAUAUCUUGCACCCGCAUGAUUAUGUAACACUGACAGAUAGAGAUAUCGCUUUUUCCGGGGACUGGGAAAGAACAUUUCACUAUAAGUUAGGUGAUUUUACUGAAGUUUCAGAAGGAGGACAGACAAUAUGGAAAGCUGGGAAUGAUGGUAAGCACUGUUCAUUUGUGAGAACAGUUAUUAAUGGCCAAAAUCCUAAAUCCAUGUCAUUGAUUGUCAGAGGUAACAAUGAAGUUGAUGUACAAUUUUUCACGAGAGAUGAUAGUGGAAAAUGGAAUCAUGUGCCAAAAAAACAUGUGCUCUCUGUGCCAGAAAAUGGUCAAGGUACUAAAGAUACUACUGCUGAAGAUACUGCUCCUGCUUCUAAACCCACUGAAGUUCUUGCUACUCCUACUGCUGAAACUACUACUGAACAAACUACUCCUACUCAAGCUGAAUCUGGUGAUAAUCCUGAUGCUAAACCAUAUGAAAGUAAGCAAAAGGUACAAGCUCCCAAUGAUGCCCCUGCGGAAAAGAAAAAUAACAAAGUCUAAAACAUAGGGCUACCCAUAACAUUCCCACUGAUAAAAAGUUACCUUGGCAUAGAAAUGGACAAAAGAUCGCAAAUGGCAAAUCAUAAAUUCAGACAAGUGAUAAUGGGUUCGAAUAAAAUAAAUGACAACACGAACACGUGGCACUCGCUUUAAAAGUAGCCCUAAUUUGUCUGACCAUU
Molecule: messenger RNA, 1022 nt
Organism: Theileria equi strain WA
Lineage: Eukaryota; Apicomplexa; Aconoidasida; Piroplasmida; Theileriidae
Product: signal peptide containing protein
Exons: 1
Coding region: 1-843 (280 amino acids)
Source: RefSeq, a predicted model, not a curated record